AUGGAAGGAACUCCUUUUAGCCCAGCUUUGGCACAGAUGAAUAAUGUAAAAUCUGAACAUGGGGAAUUGCUCUCCAAGCCUUUCUUGGAUGUCUGCAGACUUAUUUUGCCACUUUUAGAUAAAUUUGGAGCUGCAAUGACAGUUGUGAAAUCAGAUAUCAGCGGUAACAUAUCGAGGUUGGAAUCAAAAUAUAAUUCCAAUACAUCCAGAUACAACUACUUGUACAGCAUUGUACAGUCAGAAGUUGAAACAAAGUCUGCCAAAUCUUCAUCUAGCUGCACCAAUGGCCUUCUUUGGUUGACAAGGGCAAUGGAUUUCUUGGUGGAGCUGUUUCGCAAUUUAUCGCAGCAUCCAGAUUGGUCAACUGUACAAGCUUGUAAUGAUUCCUACAGCAAGACUUUGAAAAAGUGGCAUGGAUGGUUUGCCAGUUCAAGUUUCAUGGUUGCUAUGACGCUUAUACCUGACCGGAAGAAGUUCAUGGAGGUACUAGGAGGAAACUCGGAGAGUAUGCAAGAGGAUAUGGUAAAAUUUUGCACAAGCUUUUCGCCGAUUCUCGCAGAGAUCCACAAAUUUCUGGCAAGUGUUGGUUUGGACAGCAUGAAAGCUUCAUGA
Messenger RNA from Oldenlandia corymbosa var. corymbosa, 612 nucleotides. The record is from the annotation of a GenBank genome assembly. Lineage: Eukaryota; Viridiplantae; Streptophyta; Magnoliopsida; Gentianales; Rubiaceae.